UUUUAUCCUUUUCCCAAAAAAAAUCGUCCAUAUUCAUUCACGAAAGUUGACCAAAUUAAAGAAAACCAAUCCUACAAAACAAAACCAUAGUAAUUCUGUUCUGUACAUCAUAUCAUAGCAAGAAGCCAAAAUCCAGUUGUUGAGAUGGAGAACAUCAGGCACCAAACUCUACCCGUAAGCGGCAUAAAUUUGCACGUCGCCGAGAUCGGAGAAGGCCCGGCGGUGCUGUUUCUACAUGGUUUCCCGGAGCUAUGGUACUCAUGGCGUCACCAGAUGGUGUAUCUCGCUUCCAAGGGCUACCGGGCUAUCGCUCCGGACCUCCGCGGCUACGGCGACAGCGACGCGCCGGCCGGAGCCAGCAACUACACGGCGUUUCAUAUCGUCGGGGAUCUUGUGGCCCUGCUGGACAGCCUCGGCCUGAACAAAGUUUUCUUGGUGGGCCAUGACUGGGGUGCCAUUAUCGCCUGGUACUUUUGCUUGUUCCGGCCCGACCGGAUUAAGGCUCUGGUCAACUUCAGCUGUGCUUUUCGCUAUUUCGACCCGAAGGAUUCCGCGAAGAAGCCGGUGGCUGAAAUGAGAGAGAUGUUCGGCGACGAUUACUACGUUUGCAGGUUUCAGGCACCGGGAGAGGUGGAAGAGGAGCUGGCAGGGGUUGAUGUUGCAGCUCUUAUGAAAGCAUUUUUUGUGAGUCGAGAAUCAGGAACACUCUGCAUUCCUAAAGGCGCGUUUGGUUUCAUGGCUCAGGCUGCAGCUCAAUCAUUGCCCUUCCCAGAUUGGCUCACUCAGGACGAUGUCGAUUACUUUGCUGCCAAACACAGCAAGAAUGGCCUCACCGGUGGAAUCAACUUCUAUCGGGCCAUCGAUCUGAACUGGGAGCUUUCAGAAGCAUGGGUAGAAUCGAAGAUACAAGUGCCUGUGAGAUUUGUGGUGGGUGAUCUGGACCUUACCUAUCACAUGCCUGGAAUGCAAGAUUACUUACACAAUGGCGGAUUCAAGAAAGAUGUUCCCAAUUUGGAAAAAGUGGUUGUUAUUGAAGGAGCAGCUCAUUUCAUUAAUCAAGAGAAGCCUGAUGUCUGCAACACUCAGAUCCAUGAGUUCAUUUCCAAGUUUUGAUCAUUUUCUUUACAAGGAAUAAGGUUUUCUACCCCGAGCUUCAUAUUUCGGCCGAGAAAGGUUAAAAAGAAAAAGAACCAUUUUGAUGUAUGAAUUUCAAACUGUUACAUUUAGAGCAUCACAAGACUUCCAAACAGCAGCUUUGUUGGUUUUGUUCCGGGUACGUUUGGGAAACUUUUCAUCAAUUUAGCCCAUAUUUCCUUAUAAAAGGAUGUGAUGCCUCCGGUAUCUUUUUGCAAUGUUGUUGUCAAACAACAAUUUAGAAAUACAAAGAAUACAUUAUAUAAUUGUAAAAGUAUACUUGAAAUUGAGACACAACGUUGUGAUACAAUUAUUCGGAGAUGGAAUUAUUUCCAUAGAGUAUGUGAAGUCAGAAAUGAAUUAGGCUGAUUUACUGACUAAAUCUGUGUGAAGAAAAUUAAUUCUUCAAAGCUCAUAUGAGAUGGGGCUUAGGCCAAACUUGAAGUCAACAAAGAUGGUAACCCAACCUACGUGAUCGGAGACUCCAUGAAGUAGGUUCAUAUGGGUAAUAACAAGUCGAUGUUAGGCUCUGACUGCACUAGUUUAUAUCAUUGUAUGAUAGUGUUUUAGCUGCUACUAUAUUGGAGGGAUGAGUUUUAAACUUUUAAUAAUUUCAUAUUCCUUAUAGAUGGUGUAUUUAAAGCAGUGUAAACUUGAUGAAUCACUUAUAUGAGAGUGGAGUGGGGCUGCUCCUAUAGGGUUUUAUUGGUCGAACUCUUGGACCUCCCAUGAACUAUCAAGCACGCGCAUGACCGAAAUAAUGCGCAUAAAACGCAUUGACAACAAGUUGUGGGUUGUAAUGUGGUUGGUAGAACCUCUGUCAUACAACAAAGAAUUUGUGGUUCAUAGAAAUUAUAAUUUCACCAACAAUUUUGUGUGUCAUGUUUAUCUACGUUUGGUUCAUAGUCCGAAAGACACCAAGCUUAUGCAUUGUUACCUUAUAGAUUCAAUAUUUGUUUUACUAAAAGAAUCUUUUGAAAUAUGUGGG
Messenger RNA from Oldenlandia corymbosa var. corymbosa, 2122 nucleotides. The record is from the annotation of a GenBank genome assembly. NCBI's taxonomy places the organism in Eukaryota, Viridiplantae, Streptophyta, Magnoliopsida, Gentianales, Rubiaceae.